Anolis carolinensis (green anole) is the source of this 2292-nucleotide messenger RNA. Its product is annotated as transmembrane protein 121. The record is from RefSeq and is a predicted model, not a curated record. The transcript has 2 exons. Lineage: Eukaryota; Metazoa; Chordata; Lepidosauria; Squamata; Anolidae. Bases 355 to 1506 code for a protein of 383 amino acids.
AGAAGAGUGGGAUAUAAAUGUAGUAAAUAUAUAUUUUUUAAAUUUCCCCAUUUGGGCAGAGGGAGAAGAAACAGAAACUAAAAGAGAGAUCAGACAAGUGUGCAGCUUCCCAUCCUCCUCCUUCCCGCCGGCUUCGGAAAGGGAAAAACAAGGGGGGGGGGGUUGAGGAUGAUGACUCAGAGGGAUCCUCCUCCGAAAGGGAGCAUCAUCAGGGCCCCUUCCUCCUUCCUUCCUUCCUUCCUUCCUCUUCCUCCGGCCCCAUCUCCGUCUUGAGCUGUCUGGAGAGACAGACACAACAGCCACCAUCGCAAGCAAGCAAGCAAAGUCCCCCUCCGAUGAUCCCUGCAGGGAGCCAUGGAGCCUCACCCUCCGCACACCUGUGUGGUGGCCGUGGUCAUCGUCUGCACCAUGGGAGCCAUGGAUGUCUACCUGGUGGAGCAGAGCGCCGGGGCCCGGCGGCUGGGGGUCGGGGCGCUGGCGCUGGCCGGGGACCUCUUCUUCCUGCUGGCGCUGCGCUACGCCACGGCGUGGGUGGGCGGUGAGGCCCGGCAGGCCCAGCGGGGCUACGCCAUGGUCCUGUGGUUCCUCUUCGCCUUCGCCUUGGAGAUCAAGCUCUACUUCAUCUACCAGCAUUACGCCACGGAGGUGCGGGUGCCCGACCCGCUGGCCCGGCGCACCCUCACCCUUUUGCUCUCUGUCUGCAUCCCGGCGCUCUACACGGUGUUAGGAGCCGCUGAGUUGGUGGCCCAGGCCGCCGCCAGCUUCCGGAAGAAAGACGAGCUCCGCGGGCGGCUGUUUUGGGUGGUGCUGGACCUGCUGGACGUGCUGGAGAUCCAGGCCAGCUUGUGGGAGCCGCAAGGGCGGGUGCUGCCCUUGUGGGCCGAGGGCUUGACCUUCUUCUAUUGCUACGGGCUGCUGCUCGUCCUGCCUUGCGUGUCGCUGAACGAGCUGGGCGUGUGCGGCCCGCAGCCGGACACGCUGUACCCGCUGCUGAGCCUGGCCAGCGUCAACGUGGCCACCAUCUUCAUCCGCGGCGGGCUGCUGCUCCUCUGCCGCGACCAGCGCAUCUCCUCCAUCUUCAUGGGGAAAAACGUCCUCGCGAUUGCCUUGAAAUGCUGCGCCGCGCUCCAGCACCAUCAGCGGCACAAGAAAGGCAAGCCGGCUCACAGACAGAGCCCACAGCUCCACAGACACAUUGGAACAACAGGAGAAGCAUGUCCCAGGCACGUGGCACCCGACAGGCCUCAGGGAUGUGCCGGACACAUUGCAGACGACCAACCACAGGUCAGAUCCCCACCCAGGCAUCUCCGAGAGGCAGAGGCGCACUACCACGUGCAACCCGUAUGCCACCAGCUCCACAGCCACUGCCCAGUCAGAGCCCAAAGCGCCCGGCAUCAUGGACAUGCGGCACCGCAAUCCUCCCCUCACGAUUCGGCCCCUGGUUCCUCCAGAGCAUUGCGCACGGCCCAGCAUAUCCAACUCAAGUCUCUAUGGAGUGCGCCAUGAAGCACCGUUCUGCUUCAGAAUCUCUCCCUGGCACUCUUGGCAUCCAAGAGAAGGGCGUUAAAAGGAAAGCGGAGAAAUCAGAGUCAGUGACACCUGAGCUCAGCUGGUUCGGAAUACGCUGUAUUCGCGAUGUGUAUGACCAAGACGAUUGCUCUUGAAGCAGGAAAUGGCACCAGACACACUAAAGCAAACUCUUUCAAACUCUGGCUCUUUCAAAGUUAGAGGGUUGCUGUGUGUUUUCCGGCCUGUCUGGCCAUGUUCCCUCCUGACGUUUGGCCCACAUCUAUGACAGGCAUCCUCAGAGGUUGUGAGGUCUGGUGGAAACUAGACAAGUGGGAUAUAUGUAUGUAUUUAUAUGUAUAUGUGUAUAUAUAUCUAUGGGCCCCUGGUGGCACAGUGCGUUAAAGCGCUGAGUUGCUGAACUUGCGGACCAAAAGGUCCCAGGUUCAAAUCCCGGGAGCAGAAUGAGCGCCCACUGUUAGGACCAGCUCCUGCCAACCUAGCAGUUUGAAAACAUGCAAAUGUGAGUAGAUCAAUAGGUACCGCUCCGGCGGGAAGGUAAAGGCCCUCCAUGCAGUCAUGCCAGCCACAUGACCUUGGAGGUGUCUACGGACAACGCCGGCUCUUCGGCGUAGAAAUGGAGAUGAGCACCAACCCCCAGAGUUGGUCACGACUGGACUUAACGUCAGGGGAAAACCUUUACCUUUACUUAUAUAUCUAUAUAUAUAUAUAUGUCUGUUUGAGGCAAGUGUGAAUGUUGUCCACGAUUAGAAUUAAAUAAUAAUA